Messenger RNA from Ostrea edulis (European flat oyster), 2352 nucleotides. Its product is annotated as E3 ubiquitin-protein ligase TRIM71-like. NCBI's taxonomy places the organism in Eukaryota, Metazoa, Mollusca, Bivalvia, Ostreida, Ostreidae. Gene Ontology annotation, molecular function: ubiquitin-protein transferase activity; zinc ion binding; protein binding. The transcript has 2 exons. Gene Ontology annotation, cellular component: nucleoplasm; chromatin. Gene Ontology annotation, biological process: positive regulation of DNA-templated transcription. The coding region runs from base 117 to 1796 and encodes 559 amino acids. The record is from RefSeq and is a predicted model, not a curated record.
CAGCGGCCCUUGCGGAUGUGGCUGAUGCACACUAAUCGAUUAUACGGAUCUAUUUUUAACUCGAGGCUUCCAUCAUGAAGAACGACUGCCUCGCUUGUUAAUGUCAUUGGUACGCGAUGAACACCGAUCGUGGGAAUGUCGACAAAAUGGCUCAGGAUGCCAUUCGUUGCAGCCUAUGUACCGAUGUCGUUGUUCAUCGCUGCAAAAGUUGUGCUGUUAAUCUCUGUAAACGUUGUGUGAGUAGACAUAUCGAAAAUAGCAAGGCUUCGAAGCAUGAAAUAUUGCCGUAUGCAUCACAAUCUGUCUCUUCAGAACCGGAAGAACAGAAAUGCAAGGAUCAUCCAAAACAAAUUUCUGAUCUAUACUGUCAGGAUUGUAACGUCCCUAUCUGUUCGCGGUGUCUGACGGGAAAUCAUAAACGACAUGGCGCAGUAGAUUUGGCGGAAAUUUACGAAACAACUCGGAGCACCAUAAAAGAAGAUUUACAAGAGUUGAGGCAUUUCAAGCACGAAUAUGAAAAGGUCGUGCAGCAAAUGGAAAGCAAACUCGCACAGUAUAAAACCGAGUGCGACAAAGAAAUAGAUUCCUUAAAAGAAUUAGGGAAAACAUGGCAUCAGGUCAUUGAUGUUACCAUUGAUACAAUAAAAAACAACGUCACUGACAUGGCCGAAGAAGACAUCAAAUGCUUGCAGGACAAUAUAGAGGAAAUUCAAAAAUCCUUACAAAAUGUAACAAAUUCUAUGCAGAAAAACGAAGAUCUCUUGAAAGAUAACAAGACCUUCGACCUCUUUGAAUAUGAGUCUAGGGUUGAUGAAUUACGACUUGUUCCGAACAGAAUAGAAGUAUCUCCACCGAAAGUAGUUCCGUCAGACGCCAAUCACGACGAUAUUAUUCAGCAGUUAAUGUCUCUCAAACCCUCUGUUAAAUCCACAAUACCUGGAUUUUCCAUCAGCAGAACAGGUGAGGUGUCUGCAGUAUCUGCACGAAUGUUGCUUGAAGAACCAGAAUGUUUGACUACUCUCAAAAUUGAUUGCACAAAGCUAAAAGGGAUUUUCUGCGAGUCACCAGACAAGGUAUGGGUUUAUGGGGAUGAUGAGAAGCUGAGCCAGUUCGACAAUAAUGGCACACUGCUGAAAUGCAUUGACGCUAUUUCAGGAAACAGUCAGAAAGAUAUCGCACUAAACAACGAAAACGAAAUAGCUUUCUCACACAAAACGGAUGAAUGUGUGAAUGUAGUCAGAAACGGUCGUAUCGAGAAGUUAGUAAAUGUUGCUGGCUGGAUUCCAUAUGGCCUUUGCUUUAAUUCAGAAGGCGAUUUAAUGGUCUGCAUGCGCCGAAGCAACUACAUUGAAAGUAAAGUUGGCAUAUUUUCCGAAGGUAGAUUGAAACAAGAAAUUCAGUUUGAUGACACUGGGAAGCCUCUAUUUUCAUCAAGUCGAAACAACAUGUAUAUCACUGAAAACGGAAACUGUGAUAUCUGCGUAUCUGACUGGAAUGCCUGCGCCGUCAUCGUGGUGAAGAAAUCUGGAGAAUUCCGUUUCCGUUACACGGGAAAUCUCUCCAGGAGCUACAAAGAGUUUUAUCCUCACGGGAUAGCCACGGACAACUGUUGUCGAAUUCUCGUUGUGGAUCGCGACAAUAAUUGCGUGCACGUGAUUGACCGGAACGGAAAGUUCUUGCGCUACAUCAACCGUACCCUGCAGGAUCCAUUCGUUAUAAGCGUUGACAGUAAUGAAAACCUUUGGGUUGGAGAAUGUGACACAGAAUGCAUUAAAGUAAUCAAGUAUCUGGACUGAUGUUUACGUGUGUAACAACGGCAAAUUAUACAACUCUGCUUAAUUAUGAUGCAAAUAUCAUUAAACGUUUUUGUUGCCAACCCUAAUGAUAUAAAUAUCAUCAUAUGUUCCUCUUGCAACGCUUUUAAAAGAAUAUGAAUUUUCAAGGCGCAUGUCUAAUUAUAUAUUUGAUGCGACUCCGUUUAAUGUUAUAAGUAAUUGUUGACCGUAGCAGUCUCAACCGUUUUUGCUAGGAAUAUAUCAUUAACACUGUUGCAGGUGUGCAUGAGGUACUGUUUCAUUUUGAUAUCAUAUGAUGUGAAGUGCACUAUGGUCCUUUGCUAUAUGGGUUGGAGAAUGUGACUCAGAACAGACCUGGGGUAAUGGUAUGCAUCAAAAUAACCACGUACUAGUAUUUGAAUUGAUGUAUACGUAUGUAACAAUCGUAGAUGAUACAACUCUUGCUUGAUGAACGUUUGAUGUUACCAAUAUUUGAUUAAACGGUUCGGCUUUGUGAUAUGUAGUAAGAUUGUAACAUUGGAUAAUGAUAAUUGAAAUAAAAGAAAGCUUUAUUCAG